GUCUGCGGCGGCUGGCGAGGCCGGGCGGGCGGCUCACCUCAGCAGCUGGCGGAGAGAUACGCCGACUUGGCAGCCAGCCAAGCCGAAGCACUGAGGCGGAGCGAGGAGCGGGAGCGACAGAGCCGGCGCUUGCUGGACGAGAACGCGCGGCUGAGGCUGGAGAACCGGCGCCUGCGCAGAGAAAACCGAAGCCUCUUCCGCCAGGUUUUGAAGCUUCAACACCAGCAGCAGGAGGCGGAAGUGGGGGCCGAGGGCGUGGUUUCCUCUAGAGAAGAGCCCGAGGGGCCGAGCGAGGUGAAAAUCGCGCGAAUUGGUGAUGAAGACGGAAGCGGGGCGUUAAUAUAGUCUUUGCAUCUCCCCAAACCAGAUUCAAAAGGAAAUGAUUUUGUUUGUAGUAGGGAUAUUCUUCCAACUGAUGGGGUGAGGGAGAGGCCUGCCUUUUCCUAAAAGAUCAUCGUUGCUUUUGCAGAAACAGGGAACAGCGACUAUGUCCCUCUGUGUCUAGUAGUAAUGCCAAGAAAAGGUGAAGGCAGCAGGAGAAGAGGAGGACCAACUAUGAGAUCGAUCGAGCUCUUCAAGGAACUUUUGAGUUUUCAAGAGCUGAACAGAACUGUUACCAAUUAAAAGAUUUUGAAGAUGACUUAGUUAUAGGGUCGCUCUAUGUCAAAGGUGACUUGAUGGCACACAAUGCCUUGCUUGGCUCUCUUUAAUUAAGACGUCUGGGCUAGAAGACUGCUUCUGUCUGGCUAUUUGCAAUCCCCUCCUCUUCCCUCAGAAGCCUUUCAUAAUAUAACAAGGCACCAUGCUUGCAGUGAAUAGCAUAAUAAGGCGCGAUGGGACACUUUCAGAGAAGAUUAGAUGUCAAGAGGUUGGUUGCCAUCACUUUUGACAGAAUGGAAGUUCCUGUGAAUCAGUUAAACAAAACCCUUAGAACAACAAGAAAUAGAUCUUGUACAUAAGAACAGGUGGCUGUUCACUGAAUUUGAAGGGUAAUCAUGUACAGUUAACAAUUUUUUCCAAAGCUCAUGUAAAAUUUAUUGAUGAAACACUGGAUUUCCACUGACAGUUGUAUGUAGAUGACUGUUUUGUGUAUUAAUUGCCUACUUUCUUGGACUUCUUGAUUCUUGGGAUGCAAUGGUUAUAGGUUAUUACCACUCCUGCUGGCAUGUUGAGCUUCAGAAUAAAAAUAUUACUGUUGA
Pogona vitticeps (central bearded dragon) is the source of this 1199-nucleotide messenger RNA. It is a transcript of the gene TUSC1, whose product is annotated as tumor suppressor candidate 1. Lineage: Eukaryota; Metazoa; Chordata; Lepidosauria; Squamata; Agamidae. The record is from RefSeq and is a predicted model, not a curated record.